AUGGUAGAGAAGUGUACUGAUGUGUUACAAACUGAGGCUAAUAGCAAAGACACAAUACAAGAUGAAAUCGAAGUUAGCAUCAAUAAACCCCCAAUACCAGGAUCUAACAGCUUUGAUAAAAAUAAGAAAAUAUUAAUUAAUCAAAUUUCUGAAAAUCCUAACAUUGAAGACAGCCAAGAAACUUCUGUUAGUUUACUUGCUUUUGAGCACUCUUAUAGUAGACCUAUUUUGACUGGUUAUAAUGAGAAUACAGGAUUGACCGGAAUACAGGAAAACAAUGUAAACAUAUUGAAUGAAGAUGAAAUAAUAUUUGCUGAGAAUCAUGAAGAGAUACAGAAUGAUACAGAAGAACCAAUCCAUUCAAGAAAAAGAAAGAGGGAUGAAAAUAAAUGGAAGAAGAAUGUACGAAAACGCCUUAGAAACAGUGGACAGGAAUAUUUGUCAGUAAAAGGAACUACAGUUAGAGAAAAGGAAUUCAGAUUUUUUGAGUGCAAAUGUAAUUUUAAAUGUAAGACAAACUUUCUUCCCGAAAAAAGAGAAGAAAUACAUAAAUACUUUUACAAUUUGAAAGAUUGGAAAUUACAGACAAUGUACAUUCAGUCACAUGUUAAAGUGGGUGAAAACCUCCCUCUGAUAGUGUUGAGGGGUGAAACAUCCCGUGCAGCGUCAUAUCCGGACCCGCCGGAUAUGACGUCGCUGGGCACCUGCAGGGGCCAACAUGUUCUGAUAAAGAAGAACAAUUCGCCAGUAUAUAAGGACACAAAUCUUGACGAAUGGUUUGAAAACCAUGUGUCUGAACCCCUCAGCAAAAAGCUAGAGGAAUUCCAAGAGAGAGAUAGUGGCUGGGCAUUAAAGGCAGUUGUUAACCUGGGGGUAAAUAUAAACAAAUAUACGCCGCAACUUGGUUCCUCAUACAUUGAACUUCCUCCUCAAAUAAAGAGAAAGAAAGCAUGCGUUAUCGUCAAAAAUGAUGAUGAGACAUACUUUGCGUGGUCUGUCAUAUCAGCGUUGAAUCCUGUGGAUAAAGAUCCUCAAAAACUAGAAGCUCACACCAAGGAUUGCGUAAGAAUUAACGAAACAGCCAUUAAAAUGACCGAGGAAAGCAAUAAAAUGUUGAAAUUUAAGAAUUUCCGGAAUAAGAUUAAAGCUCCCUUCGCCGUGUACGCAGAUCUCGAGAGUGCUUUGAAACGUACAGGAGAUCCUAAAAAACCUCAAAGAACAUAUUCCUCUAGCAGUUGGGUACUUCUUUAA
Molecule: messenger RNA, 1251 nt
Organism: Diabrotica balteata
Lineage: Eukaryota; Metazoa; Arthropoda; Insecta; Coleoptera; Chrysomelidae
Source: the annotation of a GenBank genome assembly